CCCCCGGGCAGUGGGACGGGGCUCACGGAGCAGAGCACCACGUCCAUCCCUGCUGGGACACCACCAUGGAGCUGCCGUGGGUGCUGCUGGCGCUGGUUGGGAUGGGCACAGCCACGGACCUUGCCCUGCUGCCCUACGUGCCCCGCGUGCCCCCCGGGGCGCUGCUGGGGAAGGUGACGGCCACCACCUUCGCGCUGGAGAUGCCCUGCUGUGUCUUCGAGGGGGACACCAACGCCUCCGACGCCGUCUGGCUGGUGGUGGCUUUCGCCAACGCCUCGGACACCUUCAAAAACCCCCCGACCCGGGCUGACGUGCCCCCCUACGAGGGGCUGCCCACCACCCACUCCUAUAUGACGCUGGAGACGGUGGCAGCCACGUACUCCUGCUCGGCGUCCACCAUGGAGGUCCUGCGUGUCGGGGGUGAUACAGCCUGCGGGGGACAGGGCGGCCAGGACCCCUGCAAUGGACCCCUGCCCUCCCCGGGACCCUACAGGGUGAAGUUCCUGGCGAUGGGCUGCCACGGCCCCAAAGCAGAGACACAGUGGUCUGACCCCAUCCUCCUGCGGAGAGCUGCCAGCCCCAGCACCAUCGACCCCGUGCCCACGCGUCAUGGCAGCGCCGUGGUCAUCAUCACCUCCAUCCUUGCCAGCCUGGGGGCCGCGCUGGCCGUGGCAGCGAUCGGCACCGUGGGCACUGUGGUGUGGGGGUCCCUGUGCCACCGGGAUUCGGGGACCGGCGCCUUCGCCCACAGGUCCUACAGGACCCACCACAUCCCCCCAGCCCUGCCCCAGCCCCUGCCCCCCGGUUGCAGCUGGGCUGUUGCCGUGGAGGACAGGGGCACUGGACCCCAAAAAACUCCCCAUGGUCUUGGCUUGGUGACAUUUGGUGCCAGAGGGGGCCAUUUGCCAGCACCAGUGCGGUCUGCAGGAAGCCCCGAGGUGGGCAUCACCCUGGGGUAG
Molecule: messenger RNA, 959 nt
Organism: Calidris pugnax (ruff)
Lineage: Eukaryota; Metazoa; Chordata; Aves; Charadriiformes; Scolopacidae
Gene: UPK3B
Product: uroplakin-3b
Exons: 7
Coding region: 66-959 (297 amino acids)
Source: RefSeq, a predicted model, not a curated record